Molecule: messenger RNA, 1181 nt
Organism: Cryptomeria japonica (Japanese cedar)
Lineage: Eukaryota; Viridiplantae; Streptophyta; Pinopsida; Cupressales; Cupressaceae
Exons: 4
Coding region: 214-744 (176 amino acids)
Source: RefSeq, a predicted model, not a curated record
UUAAUUUCAUUAUAUCCUGUUUUACCUGGUAGACCUGAUUAAAAACAUUCCCUCAUUCAAAUCUCUGAGAAACAUAGAAAGUCCCAGUUUCGGCAUUGGAAGAGUUUAUCAGUUACAUAACGUAGCAUUUCAAUGUAGCUGAAAAAGUAUCCACAGCAGAGUAUGCAUUUGGAGAAAAGCAAUUAACAUACAAUUUUUCUUGAAUGAGCGAGGAUGGUGAAAUUAAAGCAGCUUUGGAGGAAAUUCUCUAAUUAUGUCCGAUAUGAUCUAAAGGAGAUUGCAUUUCCAUCCUCUCUUCCUGAUCCCCCUCAUAUAAAACCCCGCAAGAAACUCACACUGAAAGAGUGGUUAGAGGUAAUAAAAAAAGCAUCUAGACUGUAUGCAGAGAGCUGGAAACGUGAUAUUAGUGAUGACAUUGACAUCUUGGAAGGUAGAACACCACAAGGCAAAACUGAAAAUGGGCAGAAAGAAGGGAAAGAAGGGUAUGAAAAGGAACCGUCUACAUUGGAGGAUAUUGCUGUGGCAGCAAGAGGUGGUAUGGAGACACUGCGUCCUGUACUACAACGAGUCUACGUGACAAGGGCAUCAGCUUAUAAAGAUGCUCUAAAGAAUUUUAUUGAAGGCUAUAAAGAAGGUAUAGCAGAAACAAUGGAAUCAAAAGAUUCUUUAAAAUCACCAUCACAUGAAGAUAUCAGCAAUUUAGUGAAAGAAGAGAAGAAAGAAGAGAAGAAAGAAGAGAAAUGAGUGCUGUGGAAUAUACGUUUGGAGAGUAGAGAUAGUUUCUUAUUACAGAUAGUUCUACAGAUUUUGAUCUUUAUGCUUUGAGGCAUUUUAGAGUGGUAAUGCCGUAAACAAGAGAUCAGAUUAAAUUUGAGGCAUACUUGUACCUGAAUUUACUGAAUUACAGAGAGGAACGCAAAGCAAUGCCAAUUACUAUCAAACAAGUUUAUCACCUUUGAUGUACAUUCAUUGGAACUGGCACAAACAAUUCGUUAGAAUGUGUAAUUGAUUCUUGAAAAUCAUGUCUUCCUUGCUCAAAAUGUAAAUUACCUCUUGAUCAUAGUUUAGUAAUUGACAUAUGGCAGAGGUUUAACUGAAAAAACUCAACUUCAUGGAUUCUCUACAAUUGUUUUUUUGAUGUCUUGAAUCAAAUAUCACAUAAAUUUGGUAUCUUAUUCUCU